AUGUACCUCCCCAAUGGGAAACUCGCACGCCAUUCACCCAAAUCAAACGAGUCGGAAUUGGCUGUUCCCGAACCUACUGACGAGGGUUAUGUGGAGCUACGAUUGGAAAUGCCUGAUUUUGCUAAAGACUGGAGCGAUGAACAGAGUGCAGACUUUGCCCUACUUUGCUUACAACGGAUACCUCGUGCACUUGCCCGUAAAGUGAUCAAUCAAGUUAUGCCAAUGUUGAAUCGUGACUAUAUAUCGCAAUUGCCAUAUGAACUGGGAUUCCAUGUGCUCAGUUUUCUCGAUAGCAUUAGCUUGGCACGCAUGGCGAGCGUAUCUCGACAUUGGAAACAGAUCAGCUCAGAUCAAGCAUUAUGGAAACACUUUUUUCAACGAGAAGGAUGGCAUUAUGAUGAAAAAGCAAUCAAUCGUUAUCUCAGCAACACAUCUCCUCCUCCUCCACCAUCCUCAGCAUCAUCAUCAUCUUCGUCGUCGUCAUUGUCAACAAGAAGAAAACGCACUGUUAGCAGCACAUCAUCAUACAGCCGAACAUCCGAAGAACAUGACCCAUUGCGACCCACAUUAUCACCCAUUCCCUUAGCACGCACAGCAGCAGGUGGUAUCACCGGUGGUGGUAAUGGCCUACCAUCAUCAUCCAACCCCUUACGUACUCGUAGCAACAUUCGACGCACUGAGAUGUUUAAUCGAUUACGAUCAGGAUACACCACCAAUGAUCAGCGACCCUCCCCAUCCACUUCUUCUGAUACCACCCUUGUUUCACCACCAGCAUCACCUACUUCACCCUCUCGUUCUCAACCUCUAUUAUCACGACAUGUAUUACGAUCCUCUGAAAUGAUGCGUGGUAGUAUAUCCACAACAUCGCGUCCUCGUCCCCACUCUUUGGUGUCAGCACUUACGAAUGCUUCUUCAGCUAUUACCAGCUCUAUUGUUCAUGAACGCAUGUCCAAAAAUCGCCCUUCACGACGAGAUGAUGAUACAGAUCACUACCAUUAUGAUCCAAAGACCGACACACGAUUUAUCAAUUGGCGUCGACUCUAUCGCAAUCGAUACUUGAUUGAUCGACGUUGGCGUGAAGGAAAAUACAAGACGCGUGCCUUUCCAAAUGAGGAGGAUGUCUCAUUUAUGCAUUUGGAAGCCAUUUAUUGUAUUCAAUUUGAUGAGAACAUCCUUGCCAGUGGAAGUCGUGAUCGCACAAUCAAGCUAUGGGAUAUGCGGACAGGAAAGCACAUUCAGACCUUGCAACAUCAUUCAGCCAGUGUACUAUGUCUGCAAUAUGACGAUCGUUACAUGUUUAGUGGAAGCAGUGAUGCAAGCAUUAUCCAAUGGGACAUGACAACGAAACCUCGCCAAUAUAUGCGAACCCUUUUGGGCCAUUCGGAAAGUGUGCUCAACUUGAAAUUCCAUGGCAACCGCCUUGUCAGCUCCUCCAAAGAUUACACGGUGCGUAUUUGGGAUCUCGAGACGGGCACCACCCUCCGUGUUUUGAGAGGUCAUCGUGCAGCCGUCAAUGCUGUGCAAUUUUAUGGAAAUCAAAUCGUAUCCGCAUCAGGUGAUCGUACCAUCAGACUUUGGGAUAUGGAAACAGGCGCCUGUUUACGCUCUUUUGACUCUCACAGCCGUGGUAUUGCUUGCAUUGAAUUCGAUCGGGAUCGCAUCGUGAGUGGUUCCAGCGACCAAACCAUCAAAAUUUGGGACGCCAACACGGGUGCUUGCCUAUACACGCUUGCUGGUCACACCGAACUCGUACGUACCCUACGAAUGGAUAUCGAUGCAGAUCGUAUUAUCAGUGGCAGCUACGAUGGAAGUCUACGCAUAUGGAGUUUAAGUCAAGGCCGCCAUUUGAGGAACCUUGGUCAAGCCAUUGAAGGCCGGGUACUCAAUCUUCAAUACGACUUUGCUCGCAUCGUGUGCUGCUCCAAUUUGGGCAAGCUUGUAAAAUACGAUUUCGCCUACGGCAUUGAUACACAGUUCUUAAAAUGA
Messenger RNA from Lichtheimia ornata, 1986 nucleotides. RefSeq lists its product as uncharacterized. Lineage: Eukaryota; Fungi; Mucoromycota; Mucoromycetes; Mucorales; Lichtheimiaceae. The record is from RefSeq and is a predicted model, not a curated record. Gene Ontology annotation, molecular function: protein binding. Bases 1 to 1986 code for a protein of 661 amino acids. The transcript has 5 exons.